GGCGCCCCUGAUGCAGCUGUCGGCUGAAGCAAGUAUAGCGGGUGCAUAUUUGGUGUCAUGCUGCGUGUUCCAGCUCCUGACAACCAUCAUCUUCCCGUAGGCAGAGGCAAAGAUGAUGCAUUCGCGCAUUCUCCUCUCUCAUUGGCGUCCUUCCUGCUUUGGCAUGGCUCUCUCUUUCAGACUGCUUCCCCUGUUUGCGUCACCUUCUCAUAUGGGCGGCUCUCUGCUGGUGUCAUGCGACAGUGUGACGAGCCUUCUCUCCGCCUUAUGCGUGGGCACGCGUGGCCGCAGCGUCGCUGCGGACGACGUGCAUCGGCUGUGGGGAGUCUACUUUGCAGUGCUAUCCGUCCGUAGGACACGGAGAUAGGCAGGGGAACCGACACACGAACACACAUUGAAGUGGCUGUCGUCGAUUGUUUUGUGUGGCAGGCAAGCGCUCUUCUGGUCGGUGUUCUGGGCGUCGCUGCAACACAUUCGACGGCGUUGUGGUGCGUCAUCGCCAUCAAGGCGACGCUUGGCAUCUGCUCAGGCGUGGUUGACGUCAUCGGCCGGGCUGUGGUGCUGCUGUUGCCAUCGCCGAUAACAGUGCUCGUGUGUGUGGAAUAUCUGGAGGCAGCCAUGUACGUCGUCGGUCCGCUGCUGGGCGGUCUCCUCGCGCACACUCAUGAGGGUGACCUGGGGGCUGCAUUUUCCGUCAUGACGGCGGUCUUCCUCUGCCCGCUGCUGCCCCUGCUGCUGCCAAGGACAGACAUCAAGAAGGGGGGCAACUCGACUGCUGCUGGUGGUGGUUGUGGUCCACAAGCCGACGGCUCGUCUAUCGUCUCUUGGAGAGGCCUGCUGUCGAUCAUGCCAUGGUGCUCUGUGUCGAUGCUGACCCUGGCGAUGGCCCUGCCGCCUCUGUUUGGCGUCAUCGUGGGUAGCGACCAUACUCACCAUCACAGCACCUAUCUCGACCGAGGGAUCGCUCUCGCCCUCCCGCCACUGAGCAAUGCCCUCUGUGCGGUGGCUCUCGCGUGCACUAUGAUGGACGACGGGCGAGAGGGUGGGAGGCCAGCCAUGGCGUGUGGUGGUAUGGGUGUGGGUGCGUCGCUGCUGAUGGUGUGUUGCUGGCCGGGAUCCAUGACAGUCGGAUUCACGUGUGCCGGCGGCUGCUUGGCGCUUGUCUUGGUGCCGGCAUUGCCGUGCAUACAACAGCAGCUGGCGAGGAUGAAACGGGGAUGUGGUGGUGCUGAUGGUUCUAGGAUGGAUUAUGCGUUGCUGGCGUCGUCUGUGUCUGUGGUAUGUGAGCUGACGGGCGAGGGGUUUGUGGCGGUGGGGUGUGCGUGGGCAGUGGAUAAAGUGGGCAUUGAGGCGGUGCUGGGCGGGCUGGGUGUGGUGUUUGGGGGACUGUCUGUUGGGGUGAUGGCGUAUGUAUAUCCCUCCCUCUGUGGUUGAACUGCACCUGUCGAUACCUACCUACAUAAGCGACUCUUGAAUGGGUGUGUAUGUUAUGUUAUGUUAUGUACAUAUGCAUGCAUGUGUAGUGGACACACAUAAACAGGCAGACCAACGCACACAUUCCCUCGUGUCAGUCACGUGAAUCGAAUCGCG
Messenger RNA from Vitrella brassicaformis, 1590 nucleotides. The record is from the annotation of a GenBank genome assembly. NCBI's taxonomy places the organism in Eukaryota, Vitrellaceae.